AAUGGUAUGCAAUGGUAUGCAAUGGCAUGCAAUGGUAUGCAAUGGUAUGCAAUGGGAUGCAAUGGUAUGCAAUGGUAUGCAAUGGUCUGCAAUGGUAUGCAAUGGUAUGCAAUGGUAUGCAAUGGUAUGCAAUGGCAUGCAAUGGUAUGCAAUGGUAUGCAAUGGGAUGCAAUGGUAUGCAAUGGUAUGCAAUGGUCUGCAAUGCGAUGUGAGCAGCAACCACUUCAGCGCUCUCUCCCUGCGUCCAUCAGCCUCCUCACAUCUCUGCAGCACCUGAGCAUCUCUGGCUCGGGGCUGACCUGCCCUGCAGACGGCAGCAAGUGUGUGGUGCAGCAGAGCAACGCCACCAGCUUCUGCCCGCCUCUGCUUCUCCUUCUGCUCCUCCUGCACGCCCCACACGUAUUCGACGACGGCUCCAUUAGAGCACCUGAUGGCUCACGAUCUGAGUCUAAUGGAAGACUGACCGUGAGCUGCUCAUGACAUGAAUGCAUUGCGCCCAUGCACAAGUGUGCCCACCAUCUGCCACCAUCCGUGAAUGAAAUCCACUGUGUUGAUUGUGUAACUGCCUUGAGGUCUGACACAAUGAGAUCUGACACUGCUUACCUGCCUUGCUGAGAUUGCUGCACUCACCCCUUGGCCCACAGACUCCAGUGCCAGCACCCACAGCAGCACCGGCAUCCUCCUCUCAGGAACCACCUGGUCUCGCCCAGACUGCCAUCAGUCUUGCUGCUGCUGCCAUCAGUCUCCUUGCUGCUGCUGCUGCUGUUGCUGCUAUCUCACUCUUGGCUAAGAGGACGCGAGGCUUGAAAUUGAGGAAGUUUUAGCUGAUAGGUAGGGGCUAGGUCUCAGAAUAAUGCAUUGACUAGAAUGGAGGGUACAGGGUGACUUUGUGCUAGUGAGUUGUACUCUCUAAGAGCAUCCACCUAUCUAGCCAAUAAUAGCAUAUGCAUAUA
This is a messenger RNA of Closterium sp. NIES-67, 953 nucleotides long. NCBI's taxonomy places the organism in Eukaryota, Viridiplantae, Streptophyta, Zygnematophyceae, Desmidiales, Closteriaceae. The record is from the annotation of a GenBank genome assembly.